UUUUUUAGGGAUUGGGAGAAGUCAGAGGGUAGAGUUAGCAGGACAAAAUGUUUGAAAACAUUUGUUUACUGUCAAGACUUAUGUUAUAUGAAAAUGCAAUACAGAGCUUAAGUACACAAACUUUUCUCUUUUAACAGCUUUUCCAUUGAGCUUUGAAACCAUUCAUGGAAGCUGAUGGCAAUAUUCUUGUUCCUUUGCGUCAGAAGGCAAAAAAGAAAAGUCAAGGGUUCUUUAUAAUGAGCCGACGGAGGAUAUCGUGCAAAGAGCUGGGGCAAGCCGAUUGCCAAGGAUGGCUCUACAAAAAGAAGGAAAAAGGCGCUUUCAUUGGCAACAAAUGGAAAAAGUUCUGGUGUGUGCUAAAGGAGUCAUCGCUGUAUUGGUACAGCAGUCAGCUGGCUGAAAAAGCAGAAGGAUUUAUAAGACUUCCAGACUUCAGUGUGGAUCGAGCAAUUGAAUGCAAAAAAAAGCAUGCUAUUAAGAUCAGCCACCCACAGAUCAAGACAUUUUAUUUUGCGGCAGAAAAUGUUCUGGAAAUGAACACGUGGCUAAGUAAGCUGGGAAUGGCUGUAGACCCUCAGGCACCACACAGGAAGAAUGAGGAAGAGUGCUACAGUGAAAGUGAGCAUGAUGAUCCAGAAAUAACAGACACGCCACCUCCACCCUACGCAGUCCAGACCCCACCUCCUCCUUCGGAUCAGCAGAAGUCAUCAUUCACCUCAACUCUGUCAAGUGAAGCAUCUUGUUCUCUCUCCUCUCCUGAAAGCACUUUCAAUUCCCAAGAAUCAUCGUCUUCCUUGACAUCCAAAGUGGUUUAUUCUGAGAGGCAGUCCUGGCUUGACCUGGUGAACAGCUCUGCCACGGAAGAGGGUGAUCAGCCUUUAACAUUCUGCGUGCAGAUUCAUUCUGACGAGGCGCCAGAAGUGGUCUGUGGAGAUGCAGGAGAAAGCCAGGAAGUCCAGCUUUCCGAACCCAAUGGUGGAUCCCAGACCUCUUACUUAAGUGCAGAUACACAUUGUCUGGCUGUGCCAGAUGGAACAGGACAGCGAUCUCUAGCCAGAGACCAAGAAAAAUGUGAUGAUGAUGAUGAGAUGGAGCGGCUUUACAAGUCAUUGGAGCAAGCAAGCCUGUCUCCCAUUGGUGAUCGUCGACUGUCAACUAAGAAGGAGCUUAGGAAAUCAUUUAUCAAGCGCAGCAAAAACCCCUCCAUUAAUGAGAAACUCCACAAAAUUCGAAUGCUGAAUAGUACAUUAAAGUGUAAGGAACAUGACCUGGCCAUGAUUAACCAGUUGCUAGAGGACCCAAAGUUGACAGCAGUGAAGUACAGAGAGUGGAGGAGCACAAACAUCAUGCUGGUCCAAGAUAUAUAUCAGCAUCAGGAGGUCCAGGACAUGUCCACAGAGAAUAGUGAAGAGCAAGAGAUGACUCCACAGCCAGUCACUGAAAGUGCGAUUUGAUCAAUGGCACAUGGCAAGAUUUUUCUCCACAGGUCUUCAUGUACAAGCAAAUUAAGCUGCUGUAUCUUGAGGUUUGUUUCUCACAAGUGUGCUUCAAAAGGAAAGCAACCCAUUCUCCAAAGUUUUAAAUGCUCUUGCAGAACUCAUUUGAUGUCAAAUGGGCAAUUUCCCCAAACUUGCCCAGGUUGCCCAAAAAAACAUGCCUGAAUGUGGCUUGCAUAUGUAAGAAGACUAUUUAACAAAGUAGCAAAGAAACAUUUUUCAGGUUUUGGAGAAGAAAAUUAUAAGCGUCCAGCUUCUGGAGGACACAGAACUAUGUAAUAUGUACUGUAUAAAUAUGAAAUCCUCGAGAUUGUUUUUACCAUACAACUUACCUUGAAAUGAAGCUCAACUGAUCCCAACAGGAUGUAGCCUACUUUACCUUUUUACCCUCCAAGGUUACCCAAUGUAUAUAUUUUCAUCUCUGUACCCAUUUACUUUUACCACUCAACCAGUUUAAACAGAUACAAAAGGCAGAGUAAUUAUGCAUGAGUUGAUACUGUAGACAGCUGCCAGAUACCCAGUUUGGGCUCCGCCUGAUGUUUUAUGAGUAUCAAACUUAUUUAUGGUCCAGACCAAGAAGGUACUGUCUUUCUACAUGAAGAAGAGGUCUUCAAGAUUUUGCUAACAUGUUAUUUUCUCUUCAGUGAGACAAGAUUCAACUUUUCCUAUGGACUUGGAAGAUUAUGGUCUCCUUUCUUAUUUUUGACAAUUGGGAGUAUAUAAGGUACAAGUUCAUCUCAGACUUAAGGAAGGUGAUCAUAAUCACAAGCCAGAAGCUAAAUGACUAAACUCCUAAUGUGGACCUGGAAGUAUAAAACAAAGCUGCAAAUAUUUUUGUAAAUAUAUGUAAUUUUAUGACUUAUAUGAAUGUGACUAUGUACUGUAUAGACAUUUUAUUUAUAUAUUUAUAUAUGCUAAAUUUCCUAAUGUAAAUAGGCACAUGUGGACCAAGCCCACCCUGCUGUGAGUGCUUACAGAUUGACUUGAAAUGCCUCUUUAUUUUGUGUUCCAUUAUAGAUCACAGUAAUGGCUCUGCAGCUGAGACUGCCCUGAGGCAUAUGCUGUGACUCUUUUUUCUGCUUUUUUAGCUUUGAGUUUUAGAUGAAGAAAAUCUGUACAACUUAGAGCCUGAAAAAGUUUUCUAGAGAGUUUCAAGAUUUCCCUUUGGGGGAAAAAAGUAAGAAGUAUUGCUGCAGGAUCAUGAUUUUUUGGCUUCAUUGUCCUCAGUACAAGGUUUUGGGCUUUUGCCUUCCUCUCUUCUGCAGUAUAAGGAAUUUUGCAGAGUGACGAAUUUUGAAAAGCAAGAAUUAGUCCACCAUUCCCAAAUUAAUGUCACUACCGGAACUAUGACAAUCGGCCCUACUGUGCUAUUUUAUGAAGAUAUUCUUUGUCAUUAGUUUUCAAUACAGUUUAUAUUUUAAAGCAAAAUGCACUAUAGAGAGGCAGCCAUAUUAAUCUCUCUUUAUACAUUUUAUGCUUUAUCAUAGUUUGAUUGAGGAAACAAAAGAUAAUGGUGUUAGUGGGAACAUAUGAAAUCUUUUCCACCCGUGUAGUGAUUUGUUUGACUGUUGAUAUUGCAUUUUUAACACUCAGCAGCUUUUCUUUUAAAAUAGAGGCAAGGAAAUAGAUGAAAAAGAUUAAAUGAGGAAGCAGACACAAAACCCUGGAUGGUUUAAAAUCUGUUCUUUUCAGGAAAUCAUCAUAUGAAUGGCGAUUUUAUCACUUCACUAAUUCUAACUAGAAGUCAAGCAAGCUAAAUACCUGGUCAAAUUUGGUUUAGAGUAAUUGCAUCUUAAAAAUGGUGUCCAUUUUUAUGUUGCUUUUUUUGUUCUUAUUUUUAUUUUAUGGGGUUUUUUUUCCUUUUUUUUUUUUAAUAAUUCUUCCACAAUUCCCAUUGAAAUGUUGUCAAUUAACUGCUGAGAGCACCCUGAAAAUUAGGAGUGUAGGGCUUAAUCUUCUUGGUCCAUUUAAUUUUUAACUACUUGGUGCUAAGUAAUGGAUAAAUAUUGGAGGUCAAAUUGCAUGUACAUUUUCUAUCACACAUGUGAGUUUCUCAUGAAACAAAGCACGUAAAUACCAUUUUCCUUAAAAAGAAUCUUCACUUAGAUGUUGAAAAGAAGCACAUGCUUAAGUGGCCUGUUGAGCUGGGCCAGACAAGUCAGUGCCUUGCAGUUCUGAGCAAAGUCUGAGUCAACUCCAUUUGCUGAAGUAGGUUUGCUCUAUGCAAUGAAAAGCCUAUGUGGCCUGUACGUGCUGUGUUGGCUCUGUUCACACUGCACUUGUGUAAGCAUAGACAAAACAGCUUUCCCAAAUCUAGAGACAAAGAGAUGCCUUUGGACUGUCCAAACCCCACUAUUGGUUUUGACAGAUUACAUAGCCUGAAAUUGCUUUUAAAUUACUCUCUUUCAGAUGGUCAGUAGAUAUUUAUUGUUGAACUAUUGAGGUUUUGGAGACCUAAUGAGCAUGGGCUCUAUCACUGCUUAAAAAAGAACAGAAAAUUCUUGAAUGGGGUUACUUUAAUCCCAGUUAUAACUUUAACAAAUUUCUUUGUUCGGGAAAACAAAUGUAUGGGUUUUAUGCAAGUACUGUGCAGGAAGUCUGACUCCACUCUCUUCAGCUACUACUUAGACUCAAAAUAAUGGAAAGCGUGGAAAAUGCAAAGUGAAAAUUGCAGUGAAACAGGAUUAAUUUUCUGGCAUUGCUAAUUACUGUGACAGUUUUUGCCUGGGUUUAUCACAAGGGGCUGUCUAGCAGUGUGAAAGCCAUAAUCAGAGACAGAAUUACGCAGAAGCUGACAGCUACAGCAGGGAGCCACCUCAACAGGAGAAAUUUGGACAAGGCUGUGCUCUGCUCAGUGAUGCUUGGAGUAACUGGUAUUUCUUGGUCUGGAUUUGGAAGACCUGCACUAUUGGCUCAUAGAAUAGGGAGCUGUGCAUCCCUAGUAUGUGAAUGUCAAGAAGUCUAUAGCCAUCUGCCUCAAGGGACAUGUUUUAUACACGUUUUUUGGGAGAAAGUAUGUGUGUGUGGAUAUAUGCACAUGCACAAUUUUUCCUCUGACAGUAAAGCCAGUUGGUGCAAAUCCAGCCAUGGAAGUUUUGGAAUUCCUGGUAACAAUAUCUAAUUGCAACUGUUUCUGCAGCUUUUCUGGAAAUUGAAUCUCUCUGUUCUGGUGAUGUACACCUUAUGGGAUACCAGAAUGAAGUUGGAAUCACAUUUCCUUUCCUAUGAUGGUUCAUGUGGGGAUUGUGAAUAUUUUUACAUCUAGCUCUGAUGAGUCAAUCAAUACUAGGGUUUUACCUUGCCAUGGUUUUAAGUGCAGCUGGAGAUGAAACACCAUGCAGUUGCUUGCUCAGCCUCACUCUCUUUUCCUUCCCCAUCCCUGUGUAAUGGGGAGCAGAAUUGAAGUAAAACUUGUAUUCUGAGACAAGAAAGGUUUUAUAAUUUAUAAUAAAGUAAAAUACAACAGUAAUGGUAAACAAUAAUAUUGAUUAUAAAAAGGAAAGAAACCCAAGCAAGUGAUGUACAAUGCAAUUUUUCACCACUCACUGACCUAUCAGAACCCUCUUCCCAAACCCAGAUCAGGCCCCCCUGGUUUAUAUACCUGGCAUGAUGUUCUGUGGUGUGGAAUAUCCCUUUGGUCAGUUUGAGUCCCCUGUCCCAGCUAUUCUCCCUGCCACUUUGGUUUUUGUGAAUUUCCUCACUGUCAGAGCAUGAGACAAGGAAAAAUAUCCUUGAUUUAGGAUAAGCAUGGCUUAUCUAAAAACAAAACACCAGUGUGUUAUCAAUACCAUUCUCAUACAGAAUCAAAAACACAGCACUGUAACAGUUACUGAAGCAGAAAUUAACUCUACCCUAACUGAUACCAGGAAUACCAGGAAUAAAUAAUGUGCUACUACUUUUUUUUUUGCAAAUAAUUUGAAUUUUGGAGGAAAUCAUCAUAUGGAGAGAAAAGGAAGGUGUGGGACAGUCGAGGAGGGAGGGGAAGAAAAACAUGGUAUUUGAUUUAAAACUCUGUGGAAAUUCAGAAUUUAAAAUUAUUUCUAACUUAGAAAAAUUAUGGAUGUGUUACACCCAUUAUUGUGUCAGCCUGUAAACUUACAUGUCUAUUACAAAUUUAAUACGAAAACCUGUAUUUUUAAACUUUUCAAGUAGGGAAGGAGCCCAUGAAAUCAUCGUUUAUGAAGGGAGCUCCAUGUACUGUGAUUGGGUUUUGGGCUUCGGCCUUUUUUUUACUCUUUUGUUUGUUUAGUCAUAGAAAAGUAGCCAAUUGUAACCAAGUGUAACCAAGUGCGGGCCUGAGUUGAGUUCAAUUAUAUGAACAUGUCUUUCUGUUAACAGGAAGCCAAAGUGGUUUUCUUGUAGUAGUAGAGCCAAAGUGGAAUUUCCUGUUUUGUGUGGGGCAUUUCAAAGCAGAGACAUUUUAAGAUGCCACUGAGCCUUUCCUUGAUGCUUGAAGAUUCAUCCCAUUUUAGUUCGCUUCAAGCUGCAACAUUAUUGCAUUUUUUAAAAACUGCCUUCAUUCUGAGCUGAAACAAAAUUUGAGGUGAAAAAAAGGAAAAUAGAACAGAAAAAAGCUUGGAGCCAAGAUCAUGCUGAAAUUCACAUCUCUGCAUAGGGUAGUAGGAGCUGAGCUUGCCAAAAGCUGAGUUUUUAAGUCAUUUCAACAUUGAAAAAAAUUUGUAAGGUGUUGAAAAGAGUACUACAUUCCUUGAAAUUUGCUACGGGAGAAGUUCCAAGACCUGUCUGCUCUGGAAAAACUAAUAUUUUCCUAAUUUAUUUCUUCCUGAUAAAAAUCCAAAGGGAGUGGUUUAUAAGAUGGCAGCAAGUUAAAGAUGAAAUAUGCAUGUAAUUCAUUGAUAGCUCAACAACCUUUGUAUGAUCUGGGAAUGGGUGACUUUAGAUGACUCAACCUCUAACGCUCAGCCUGUAAAAUCCAUUUAUUUGGGAAAGCAUUGUAGCUACCAGUGUCUAAAGCUUAUGCACCCCAUCUAGUCCACAGAGGUCCAUUUUGAAGAUGUAGGUGAAUGGCCUUUUUAUAGAGCAAAUACUUUGUGUCAUCAUGCCAUAGCUUAGGAACCACUCUGUCCUAGAUGCCUUAGGACCUGCCCAAAUUAUUCUGACUCUUGAAGCUGCUUACUGCAGUUUUAUCUUCUCCCAGCUAAAAAUAAAAAAAUUGUCUGAAAGCACAUCUCCCACUCCCCCAUGAAGAAAAACUAGCACUAGUCUAGCAGAGAUUAAUGUAAGUCACCAUAUUUAUGAAUGUUUACUGAAAUAACUCACCUGGUGAAAAGCCAUUUGUGCAUACAAAUAGCAGUGCUCUUGUGACGAACUUUCAGUGCUGAGGACUGGCCCAAAGGAAGAAAGGAUGUGUCUAUUGCACUGUGCUCUGUGUAGAAGAGGAAAAGUCACGCACAGAGGAAUAUAUGCAAGAACUUCUUUGAGGCAGUGGCAGGGCCUGCAGCACCAUCAAAGUACAUGGGAUUCAAAUUGAGUAUUUUAUCUGCUGAGUCUUUUUUUUGUUGUUGUUUUUCUUCACUAGUUUAAAACUCACAGCACAAUGUUGGCACUCAGCGCUGCCUUUUUACUGCUUGUUGCCUACAUGUGUGAAUUGAUUUUCAUGGAAUGAUGCACACAUCUUGCAGAAUGAGAGCCUUAUGUUUGCACUUGUCAAUUAAACACUGAAAUGAGAGAA
Taeniopygia guttata (zebra finch) is the source of this 7188-nucleotide messenger RNA. The record is from RefSeq and is a predicted model, not a curated record. Lineage: Eukaryota; Metazoa; Chordata; Aves; Passeriformes; Estrildidae.